Molecule: messenger RNA, 1859 nt
Organism: Dermacentor andersoni
Lineage: Eukaryota; Metazoa; Arthropoda; Arachnida; Ixodida; Ixodidae
Biological process (GO): activation of innate immune response
Molecular function (GO): RNA binding; double-stranded DNA binding; zinc ion binding
Source: RefSeq, a predicted model, not a curated record
AUGACGGGCUCCGUCGGAGCGGCUACAGCGGCCAUGCCUGGUCGCGGAAACAGGGCUUUUGCAUCGGACAACGAAUACCAGGUCGUACUGCCUACUUUGCCUACAGGUCGUCUUGUCUUAAAUACCGUUUUCCUGCACGGGGACAUCAGUGCCCGCCCAUACCGGGUGGAAGAUUUUCGUGACGCGCUCGCUCCACUUUCGCUCCUGCCGGAAGUUAUCGCCUUAGGCGCGUACCGCAUGAGUCAUGUGUGGGCGGUUACAUUCAAGGAUGCCGACGCCGCGAAGAAGAUUCUCAACAUCGGCGAGUUGAAAGUGAAGAAUGCGAGAUGUCUCGUGAUCGACCCUGCAAACCGGGAUGUUCGAAUGAAGCUGCACUGGCUCCUUCACAGCGUACCAGACGAGGACGUGCGUCUUGCCUUCUCGCCAUUUGGGAAGGUGACGGACGUCUCAAGAGAGCUGUGGCGCGCUCACGGCGUGUCUGAUAAGGGGUCAACUACGAGGAUGGUGACCUUGAAGUUGAACGCUGGCGUGAAGCUCGACGACCUGCCGCACCAGGUGAACGUUGCUGGAGAGCUGGCGCUUGUUGUCGUAUCGGGCAGGCCACCCCUGUGCCUUCGCUGCCGUGGCACAGGUCAUAUUCGGCGUGACUGUCAAAUUCCACGGUGUGGUUCGUGCCGUCGCUUUGGACACGACGAGGGCCACUGCGCACGGACGUACGCCAGCGUCGCCGGGCCAGUGAGCAGUGAUGAGACGUCAGCACUUCUCAUGGAUGAGGCCGACGCGGAGGAGGCAUCGAAAGAAGCUAGCGGAUCAGCGGUGCAGGAGACCACGUCGGCUGCUCCUAGGGCGCAUCAGCUGGAUGCGCAACCCAAGGCUCGCGCAUCUCCUGAACAGACGCCUCUACCUCCGGCACAGGACGCCGUGGCGGCGUCAAAGAACGCAGCGGAAACGCCUGACGCGUCUUCGGAGAACGCCACCCAACCGGUGGCGGAGCCCAUGGACUUUUCCCCUGAAGGGUCCAGCCACAUGGCCGGAAAGCGGUCGCACGAGGAGGCCGUGAGCAAGGCGUCGCAACCGGAUGAAAUAGGCGGUGAUGAGCCUCCUUUUAAAGCAGCAGGUAUGAGGCGAGCGUCCUGGAAACUGCGGCCGAACAUUCCGGCCGAAUCACGGCAGGCGGGGAAACCGCCUCCGUAGUAACGUGCUGUAGAUCCCUAAAUGGGGUAUGGGGGCGUGCGAUGUUGUCGUGAGGGUAGACACCAUAAGAUAGGGUUUCUUUUCUCUCGAUAUGGCGAUCCACUUUCCUGAAGCACUACGUGUAGCGACUCUGAAUGUACGAGGUCUUGGAGCAAGAAGGCGACAGUGUCAACUUAGUCGCCUUCUCUUAGAAAAUAAUCUACACGUGGUGGCAAUCCAAGAAACCAAAAUCGAUAGCCAGGAAGCGACUGAUCGAAUGGUGUCCACUUUCCGUCAGCAUUACGAUGUUUGUGUGUGUCAUUCUGUCGGUGCCUCUGGUGGUUGUGCCCUUUUCAUCCGCAAUAGUGUCGGUAUAACUGUGCAAUUGCUCUUUUCGUGCCAAAGUGGACGCCUCCUGGUUGCCGAUUUUUCGCAAUAUGGUCUGAAUUUCCGUGUCAUUUGUGCUUACGCUCCAAAUGUAGAGGCGGAGAGAAAAGAGUUUUUUGAGCGUUUUCAGAUGUAUGUUGAUUGUAAAAAAGUACUAGUUUUGUUGGGUGACUUCAAUUGUGUUUGUCGUUCGGUAGACCGUGUAAAAGGUUUGCCAGUGCGAGAUAAGAGUGCGGAGGUCUUGAAUGUUGUAGUUCACGACCACAACUUAGAAGAUCUCGGAAGUGUUGUCACAAAUG